AUGAAAAUCAUUAUUGCUCUGUCUUGCCUUUUGGCUUUGGCCUAUGCCAACGAGAAUGCCAACGUCCUUCGCAAUGAUGCCGAAGUUAAUGUCGAUAGUUUCAAAUAUGCAUGGGAAUUGGAUAACAGCGCCAAGGUUGCCCAGGAGGGAGUUCAAAAUGGUGAGGAAUGGAAGGUAAACGGUCAACAUAGCUGGACUUCUCCCGAAGGUGAGGCCGUCUCUAUCCAAUAUCUUGCUGAUGCCAAUGGUUACCAAGUGCUUGCCGCCAACCCACCAUUGCCCACACCACCACCAGUCCCAGAGGCAAUCCAAAGAGCUUUGGCAUAUAUCGCUGCCCAUCCACCACAACCUGAGCAUUAAAUUCGAGUCAAAAAUGUUACCAAAUAGUUCAAAAUAAAA
Drosophila willistoni is the source of this 399-nucleotide messenger RNA. It is a transcript of the gene Cpr47Eg, whose product is annotated as cuticular protein 47Eg. Gene Ontology annotation, molecular function: structural constituent of chitin-based larval cuticle. The record is from RefSeq and is a predicted model, not a curated record. Bases 1 to 360 code for a protein of 119 amino acids. NCBI's taxonomy places the organism in Eukaryota, Metazoa, Arthropoda, Insecta, Diptera, Drosophilidae. Gene Ontology annotation, cellular component: chitin-based extracellular matrix. The transcript has 2 exons.